AAAUCCAAAUUUUCUAUGACCUUAGAAUCAAAAACUGAAGGUAGGGUUUGCUGUUCAUUUUUACAGCCAAGCUAGUUGCUUGAAUUGAGAGAGUCAAACAUUGUGAGAAUGUUUUUAAAUUUUUCAGAUUCCAUGUAGUAAUUCUAAUUGCAACUACGUGAAUAAUGUCCCAACAGGAAAGAGGCAUGGAGUUCAUCCUUCAAGAACUUGGGAUGUAAAUUCAAAACUUGGAACUGCAAUGAUCCAUGCGGGUGGAGGAGUUUCCCAAUUUAAUAGCAUUUUGGCAGCACUUAAUAUACAUCCGAUUCACCAUAAGAUGGUUGCCAGCAGGCAGGCAGAGGUUGGUCCAGUUAUAGAAGCUAUUGCAGCAGACUCGACUAAACAAAGUUUAGAAGAAGAGAGCUUACUAACAGAAAGGAAAAUGGAUGGUGAGAGAGAAAUUUCUGCUUCUGUUGAUGCGGGCUGGCAGAGAAGAGGUAGUGGAAAAGCUUACAACAGUUUAUCUGGACAUGCAACUAUGAUAGGAGCAAAGACUGGAAAAGUGCUAGAUCGGAGCUGUAGAAUAAAGUCAUGUCGUAUAUGUGCACAUGCUGCAAAGGAAAACCUGCCAGCAAGGCCCCACGUUUGUCAGAAAAAUUGGGAAGGGAGUUCCAAAGCCAUGGAACAAGACAUGGUAGUGGAAAUGGUGAAGAAAGUUAAAGAAAGUGGUGUCAGAGUCGCAACCAUCAUUGGUGAUGAUGAUGCAGCCACCAUAUCACGUUUACGACAUGAAGUUGAUCCCACAAAAGAAAAGCAAUCAGACAGGAACCAUCUCAAGAAAAAUCUUGCAAAUCAUCUCUACGCUCUGCAAAAGGUACACAAGUCUCUCACCACUAAAGUUAUAAAAUAUAUUCAAAAGUGCUGGAACUACAUGGUUGCUCAAAAUGUUGGAAAUGAGGAUGGGAUUUCAACUGGUCUUGAUGCCAUGUAUAAACACCCAUUUGGGGACCAUUCUUCAUGUGGGGAUUGGUGUAGCCAUCGUGAAAAUCCCAAUAUGAACUAUAAGUCACUACCCUAUGGAAAGUGUCUUUCUGACUCAAAGUUACAGAGUUCUUUGUUAGAUCUUUUUACCAGAUAUAAGGGGAUCAGCAAGAAGCUAGCUCACAUGGGGUCAACUCAAGCUAAUGAGUCGCUUAACAUGACCAUUGCCUCCAAAGCUCCCAAGCGAUGUCAUUUCAGUGGUUCAGCAAGUCUGGGGUACCGAGUUGCUGCCGGAGUAGCACAAAAGAACAUUGGACACUCUUAUGUAGCCAAGGUGAACAUUAGAGCAGGCUUAUCCCCUGGCACCUUCACUCAUAAAGUAGCUGUACUGAGGGAUUUACAGCACCGAAAGCCAAAAGCCAUUGCCAACACCGUAAAAGCAAAAAGAAGGAGAAUGAAUCUGAAAGCCCAGAGAUUGCAGAGGAUUGCCUGUCAAGAAAACAGGGAAGGCCCCACAUAUUCAUCUGAGAUUGGAUUAUGUCAGCAAACUGAUACAAUUCUUGCUAGUAUUCCAAAACCAUGCAUUCGGCCAGAACCAGAAAUAGUAAACUUCAGUGCAGAAACCCAUUUACCUGUUUACUUUGACUUGGAAACAACUGGCUUGGAUAGAACAUGUCACAUUACUCAGUUGGCAUUUCUGGAAGAGGAAGAAGAGUUUCAAGUGUAUGUUCUUCCAAAGAAACCAGUAUCAAAAGAGGCAGAGAAAGUGACUGGAAUAAGUGUAAAGAAUGGAAAAUUAUUCCACUUUGAAAAGGAAAAAGAUGCAGUAUCAAUUUCUGCAGCUAUUGACAGCUUACUUAGUUUUUGUAAUUGA
This is a messenger RNA of Saccostrea echinata, 1834 nucleotides long. RefSeq lists its product as uncharacterized. The transcript is spliced from 8 exons. Lineage: Eukaryota; Metazoa; Mollusca; Bivalvia; Ostreida; Ostreidae. The record is from RefSeq and is a predicted model, not a curated record. Bases 239 to 1834 code for a protein of 531 amino acids. Gene Ontology annotation, molecular function: nucleic acid binding.